GAAAUGUUGCACAAUGUUUAUUCAUAUUAACCCAAAAAAGUAAUAUGGUGUCAAAUUCCAGUAAACUGGAACAGGGGGAAAACUAUUUAUUUAUUAUUUAUUAGUUGGAAAAAGGGCUAUUAACAUUUUUACUGUUGUAAAAAUCGCUUUGACAAACUGUUACUGCAUACUUCUUAUUCAUAAAAUGCAAAAAAACAGGGAGAGACAUUUGCUGUGCCACUGAGUGGUCGUCACGCUCUAUAUGAUGGUAGCUGCGUUGGAUCAGUGUCAAUGCAUCAUGGCCAUCUGUGUGUCAUCUGAGUGUGCUAUGAUGAACAGAGGACUCUAAUUUACAGCACCACUAAUUGGCACGCCACGCUUUGUAAAUACUGGGUCUAACUGCCCUUUGCUCAAGAAAUCCAACUUGAAGGUCUGAAUACUUGUUUUCUCUGCCCCAAAGGUUGACUGUACGUCAAAGGCAUACAGUGAUAUCGCAAACCCACAGCUGCGAGUUAUGUGCACUGAAUCCAAAUGCAGUUCUGACCAACCUCACGUGUGAAAAUGCUGAGUGGCCGUUCACGAUUCAUUAGAAAGAAAAAAAAUGGAGCAAGGAGGAGAAAGAAACUUACACUUGCUUCAGCACUAAUGAAAUACUGCAGCAAUGAGCCCCUAAAUGGGAGCUGGGUGGGUGACCACCACCUUAAUCUCUGCUGAAUGCCCUAAGAUCCUAUUCAAACUCGUCUUGGGCCCCCCAGCUCUAAAGAAAAAGAACAGAGCGAAAGGAGGAGUGGCAGGGGCUGCAGCGGUGUGGAGAAACACAAUAGGCUGAUUGUCAGUGAUCCAUAGUUUAUGGCACGGAUCCAAGUUGGAUAUACCUCCACAGCAGUAAAGGCAAGGUGAGAGAGACUUAAACCUAUGCAAUGCGACAGAGAGACAUGCACUACUGCUAAAGACUCGAGGGGAGGAGAGACGCACAAUUGAUGAGCAGAGGAAGGAGGAUGCGGGGAGAGAGAGUAUAACUCAAAAAGCAACUGAAUAUCCUCUGGGGUGGGCAAAUGCGUGCGUGAGAGAGUGAUAGAGAGAGAGAGAGAGAGAGAGAGAGAGAGAGGUAGAAGAGGAGGGGGAGUGUUGCAUGCUGUGCCAGUCAGCGUAAAAUGAGUAAAGAGAGAGUGUCGUAUGGGUAGUGGCGGUUUUUCUCCCCCUUUCUCUUCCUCACACUCACUCGCUCCGAUGGUGGACUAAUACAUUCUUAUGCACACAUCUCUCAGGGGAUCGAUCACCCGUCACAAUGGUGUUCAUCUCGACCACUCUUAAAUCUGUCAUUAAGUACUUCAAAAAGAAGGCGGUGUCCAGUCUAGAUGAGGAGAGCAAGUGGUCGGUGCACUACACAGCCCCCUGGCACCAACAAGAGAAUGUCUUCCUGCCAGGAUCCAGGCCGGCCUGCGUCGAGGACCUUCACCGUCAGGCCAAAGUCAACCUGAAAACAGUCCUCAGAGAGUGUGACAAGCUCAGGAAAGAUGGAUUCCGCAGUUCCCAGUACUACUCCCAAAACCCUGCCUUCUCUUCAACCAGUCUUUGUGAAAACGUGCACCUGGAUGAGGAGAAGACAGAGAAGAAAAAGAAGCGGUUUAAAGUCCUAGACUGCCUAUCGCAGUCAUGCCUCUCUCUCUGCUGUCAUUUGAGAUCUUGGAAAAAGGCUUCGGAGUCACCUAAUGAAGAGGAGAAGCUUGUGUACUCGAUGCCGCCUCAGACCCCUCUGCUGGAACAUAACAUGGACAUCCAGAGAAGCUGGACCAACUGUUUACCUUUGCCCACUCCUGAGGAGAAGAUGAGAAUACAGGCCCAGUCGGUGGCCACUGAUGUCAUUCCCAUCAACAUUACAGGUGAGAACUUUGACCGUCAGGCCAGUUUCCGUCGCUCUGCAGCAAACACUGAUACCAUAAUACGAAGACCCAAGAGGGUGCAAAGAAGAAAGACAAUAACAGGAGUUCCUGACAACAUCCAGACUGAACUAGCAAAUAAAGAACAAGAUGACAGAAUUCACUCAAUGUGUAUGGCAGAUCAGUACUCCACCCUCAGUCGAGUGGGAAGCGUAAACUCCACCCUGAGACGCUUAGACACCCGUGAUACCAGUUGCCAAACAGAAGAGGUGAAGAUUGUUCCUCCCUCAGUACGCCGAAUCAGAGCACAGAGAGGCCAUGGAAUUGCCGCCCAAAUGGCCAGUGUCUCCUCCUCAAGCAGCAUUUCCACCAUGAGUGACUGUAAUAGUAUUAGUUACACUCAGCUUAAUGACAGUGAUCAGAGCUUUCACAGUUUGCCACGCCAAGGUUCUCACAUCUCGCAUCAACACUGUGAACCAAAGUACACCAGCUCCCCCUACAGGACAAAUUCUGGCUCUACAAGCUCCUUGUCCUACCAGUUUGACAUGCAGCACGGUUCUUUAUCGUCACUGCAUAUGCUCUCCGAUUCCAGAAGCAGUACAAUAAACAGCCCCAAACUUGCUGAAAAUCCAAAUUACCAGGGCUCUGAUCAAAAUAACAUCCCAAGCAUGUUUACUCUCAGUGGUGCACUACAGAACUCCAUUCUUUACGGACACAAAAGAACAGAGGAUAACCACAUGCAAUCACCUCAUUCUUCAGCCCAGUUUCUUAGUACUGCUGAUGCCUCAUUGUCGACUGUCUCUUCCUGCUAUGAAUCCACAACCUCCCUCAGUACAGGAAUCCAUACAGAAUCUGAGUCCCAGUGCAGCACACUUGAUGGCAGAAACUGUGGCAGUCAUAACUGUGUCCGCAGGGAUUCCAACUUCUCGGAGAGCAGCAAUCAAAGCUGCAGCACUCUAACAACUGACCAGUGGACGUAUGAAGUUUCUCCAAAGGACAAUGUCACCUCAAGCUGCUCCUCACCUGUCAGCCAUAUAUACAACAGCGAGGAACAUUCUCCCAACAAGACGGACUCAAGCUCAUUGUUCUCUGUUGACAAUGAAGGCUACUACACCUCCAUGCGCCUGGACUCUGGUUUGAAGUCGCACAGUCAUGGCUCCAUCAAUAAAGCGGGAGAUGCAAGGCACAGUUUGUAUGAGUGCAAGGACCACCACAGUCAAGGGGAUCGUGCAAGUCUGCACAGCAACCGUUCCCUGACUCGCAGCAUUUCUCUGCGGAAAGCCAAGAAGCCCCCGCUCCCUCCAGCAAGGACUGAUUCCUUAAGGCGCAAACCUCAUAGGAAGCCUCACCACAAUGGUUCUGUCCUUAGUGAGCAAUUGAUCUCCAGUCUCCAGCAGUCCUUAGAGCUAAACCUAAACACUUCCUCUGAACAGGCACCCUGCAGUGGGUUUGAAGACCCUUGGGUACUCCGACCCAGAAGCCAGAGCACCAUAAGCGCAGCCAGUAGUGGGAUGUCUGCACCAGCUGCUGUUUGUCCGGUCACACCCACACACAGUGAUAGCAGCAGUCAGCGCUCAGACUACGCAGAGUCCUGGGACUUCUACAUGGACUACCAAGGUCCACGGUCUGACCAGGGUCUUUCCUCGCAAAUCACAAGAUCUUCAAGUGCUGAGGAGAAUCAGGAAAACAUGGUCAAUGCACCCUAUAACAUCGGAUUCCCAUCGUCCCACUGCAACAUUAGUGGGAUUCAGUCAAAAUUGGCCUCAUCGCCAGACAAGGUUCAUCGUCUGACGUCACCAUCGAGUGGUUAUUCAAGUCAGUCCAACACUCCGACUGCUGGCACCCCAGUUACCUCUCUAAUAAGAGCAAAAUCUCCUGCGGGGAGGCCAAAACCAAAAGUGCCUGAAAGAAAGUCCUCCCUGCGAUCUUCUGUGUCUUCCUCCUCUACAUCCUUGUCAUCGAACACCUCAGAUUCAAUCAGAAACAUACCGCUACCUCCACCUCUACCUGACAUGAUCAUUACAUCAUGUGAAUCACCCAGGCCCGCUUCUUGCUCUCCAGUAGCAGCUACGGUAGACUCAACCCCACCUCUUCUUUUUCUACCUGACUUAUCCCCUGACUUGGAGGAGAGACAUAAUUCACUUUCAGAUUCAUCUACAACAUCUGAAAAGUUUGACACGAUUGAUUUCCCCCCUUCCCCACCAAAGGUUUCUGAAUCUCUGUCAAGAAAUGAAAGAACAAAUAGCCCUCCACCUCCUUCAUUUCUUCCUCCCAAAGCUUCACUGUGCAUUCUAUCUCCUCCGCCUCCCCCUCCUCCACCAAUACUUGAGACGAGUCUUCAAACAGCAGCCAUUUUAAGUUGUCAUAGAUCUAAGAAAGCUGUGGAAAUUGAAAAAGCACUUAACACCAACCACAUUGGAGAGCAAGAGAAGACUCAGAGACCAGUUAUCACUGCCCAAGCUCUUCAGAUGGUGCAGCUAAAACCUGUCAAGCUUAAGAAAAUAGAAGAUAUUUUUACAGCUGUAAGUUUUGAUGGUUUUGAUGACCAAGAGCAUAACCAUUCUGAAACAAACUCAGGAAUAUCCCUGGAAAGUGAGACUACAGAUCAAACAGUGACUGGCAUCUGUGACAGUCAGUCAGAAAAUGCUACAUUUGAACAUGAAUAUUUGGUUAACAAAUUACUACAAGAUUUCCCUGAGGCAUCAGUUGGUUCUUUACCUCUCAGCUCAGCAGAAGAUGUCAGUAAUACUGUGCAUAAUGUUUCAGGACACAUUUCUGAGACAUCUACAGUUUUAUCUUCCCUUCUGCAAUAUACAAACUCCUCAGCUUCUUCUAAAAGUUCUCAGCUGAAACAGAAGCCUCCUAUAUCACCUAAGAAACCCAAUCUUUCCCUUAUUAUACCACCCAUUAUGCGCCUACCUGUCUCUAAUGGAAUCAAGCUUCAACAGGUUCAUGAAGCACAAGAAAUACUUGAGUCAGGGCAGCUGAAUGCCACAUUCUCAACAAAUGCAGUUAAUUUGCAAAAAAUUCCUUUGGACUUUGAGGUUGAGGAAGAGAGUGACUCAGACUCUUCAACUCCGGUCAAAAGUAGGCUGUCACUGAGCAGUGAAUUGUCAUUAAGCAGUCUGCAAGACCUGCAACUCUCUGAUCUCAUUCUUAAUGAGCAUGACCUCGGCCUGAGUGAUAAGGACUUUGGGCUAUGUGAUGAUAAAAGUACAUCAGAUGAUGGUUCAAGCAGCUCUGGAUCCAUUAGCUUUAAAGAGGACGAACAUGAGGAAAAUGGUGCCGCGUUUGACUUGAGCGCUGAAAGCAUUAACACUAACGGAGAGGCUGUGGGGGAGAUGGUGACGCCUGUUCGUCCCCGUACUACAGAGGACCUCUUUGCUGCCAUUCAUAGGUCAAAGAGGAAGGUCCUGGGCCGUGGCGAUUCUGAAGAGGACCGCUGCCGUAAUUUCCUCCCUUCCCCACCCGUCACUCCAACAGGCUCUUGCCCCAGCCUAAAUUCAUUGCCACGUCAGACCGGCUCCAUUCAGCGCAACCUGCGGCGCUCAUCCACAAGCAAUGACAGUUUUAAAGCUCUGCUUCUCAAGAAAGGCAGUCGCUCUGAGACCAGCUUCCGCAUGUCAGCCACUGAGAUUCUCAAAUGCACAGACCCUCGUUUUCAGAGGGCUAAUUCAGAGCAAUCUGACGCACUGUGCACCUCUCCGACAAGCAGCAGGAGAGCACAUGAAGAGUGGGCACGUACGGAGGGAGCCUUGCCCCGUCUUACUGCUGGACUAUCAACCCUAAAAUAUGGGCGUUCGCGCACACCACCUUCUGCAGCCAGCAGCCGGUAUAACAGCCGUAGCCGCAUUCCCAGUGGGCCGAUGACUGCAAUCUGUGAAAAAGAGGGAGAGAUGGCCGAGUCUACAGACUGCUGCAUUAGCGCUGAGAAUCAUUUUGCCCUGCCCAUAUCCUCCUGCGCUCAAGGCAGCACCUAGGGCUGUCAACUCAACCCUUAAGGCUUGUAAAAGAUACCUGUCCACUCAAAAUGAAAACCGCAGAGGUCUAAACUCUGGCUGGAGGGCCACGCUUGUGCUCGCCACUAGCAGUCUCCAAGCAAUAAGGGAGACGAGAGAAUGAGGGAAGUUUCUGUAAUUCUGUAACUUUAGAUUUGCUCUUUUCCGUGAGUGAAAAGUUUAUCUUUUCUAAAACAUUAGUGUUGUAAAAAAAAAUGUUAUUAACAGAGGGGUACUGGUUUUGUCAAAUUGAACGUUCUUAGCUUGCUGCAUGCAGGUUAGGAGAAUAAGGAAAUCCAUGUUUCCUUCUUGGUGGUAAGUCGAGGGACGAAUAAAUGGAAGAAGAAUGUUA
This is a messenger RNA of Puntigrus tetrazona (Sumatra barb), 6209 nucleotides long. RefSeq names its product NHS-like 1a (gene nhsl1a). The record is from RefSeq and is a predicted model, not a curated record. Lineage: Eukaryota; Metazoa; Chordata; Actinopteri; Cypriniformes; Cyprinidae. The coding region runs from base 1268 to 5839 and encodes 1523 amino acids. Gene Ontology annotation, biological process: cell differentiation. The transcript is spliced from 9 exons.